Messenger RNA from Eruca vesicaria subsp. sativa (arugula), 1074 nucleotides. The record is from the annotation of a GenBank genome assembly. NCBI's taxonomy places the organism in Eukaryota, Viridiplantae, Streptophyta, Magnoliopsida, Brassicales, Brassicaceae.
AUGGGUAUAUUUCCUGGAUUUGGUGGCUGGAUCAGUCAACAGCCUAAAAAAUCAGAAGAUGUUAAAUCCAAGCCAGUGAGAGAGACGAAAAUUCACGAGGAGAGAGAUAUUGAGAUGAAGGAGCAAAUUAAACUAUGGAGAGAAGCAAAUAAGAAGAGGGGACAAUAUCAGGAACCUCCUCCUACGAUAAAGGUGAAAACAGACUAUAAGUUAGAUGGCCUUACCGAUAUGCAAAUGGAGUUUACGAUGGGAAUGCCACCUCAAGCAGCUUACGACAUUUUAGCUAAUCAAGACAACAUAUCAUUCUCCAGGGAAAUCAAAGGCCGCGCACUUCUGAAAGCCGUAUCAAGAACAGUUACAUCAGAGAAGGAUAAAGGUGAGCUGGACGUGGUGGUUGAGAAAGAGUUGGCAUGGAAAUUCCUUUUCCUGUCAGGGACUAUCCCAAUACGUCUAACGGUCCAAGAAGACCCAAACAAACUUUCUGUAUCUUACCAGAAAGAUAAAACUGCGAUGAACUUCUUAGACACGUUCGAGGGUAGAUAUACAGUGGAGCCAGUGUAUUUUGAUGCAGAACACUUGUGCAAGCGCAGGAAGCCGAAGAGUCUAGAAGAAUACAGAAAGUGUAGUGGUGGAAAAGGAUUGAUUGCGUCCAAGGUUAAAGUGCAGCAGAGUUAUAGGACGUCUUUUCCUUUGGAUCUGCCACUCCUGUCUUCCUACUUUCGCCGGUUCACCAUCGAGACCACUAAGAAAGUGGCUGAAGAUCUUCAAAUGCGGGCUGGCGACAUCCGAGGUGUGGGAACUGAGUGGCAAGAUGAAAUAAAAAGUGAUGUGGUUCUCUAACUCACGAUUUGUGGUGCCACUUAACUACUUAGGAUUCACAAGACAAGGAAACAAUGAAGUUCAAAGCAUGUUAUCAGACAUUAGAUUUCUCUUAUCUCUCUAUAUUGUAAUUUCAUUUCGUAUUGUUUUUUGAUUAGCAUCUAUGUGGCAGACUUUCUGGCUAGUCCAGCCUAUUCAUGUGUAAUGCUUCCUUCCUAGUUGGACUUUGAAGUUAAUCUAUCUAUAAAAUUGUGA